Messenger RNA from Phaethon lepturus (White-tailed tropicbird), 663 nucleotides. It is a transcript of the gene SCNM1, whose product is annotated as sodium channel modifier 1. Gene Ontology annotation, cellular component: nucleus. NCBI's taxonomy places the organism in Eukaryota, Metazoa, Chordata, Aves, Phaethontiformes, Phaethontidae. The annotation marks the transcript as partial. The record is from RefSeq and is a predicted model, not a curated record. Gene Ontology annotation, biological process: RNA splicing. The transcript is spliced from 7 exons.
AAAAGACGUGUAGCGGACCUGUUGGCCAACUACAUUCCCGAGGACGAGGCGCUGCUGUUGAGGAGCGGGAGGUACGCCUGCACGGUGUGCGCCCACCGCCCCGUCUUUGACACGCUGGACGUGCUGACGGUCCACAGGGCUGGCAAGAAGCACAUGGGCAGCCUGCAACGCUUCUACAGCAGGAAGCGCUUGCUCCAGGAUGCGGCCCAGAGGCGGCAGCACGAGCAGGAGGUGCAGGCAGAGGAGGCAGGCACGCAGGGCUCCCCGGCCCCUCUUCUGGCACAGACGAGGAGGAUUGCCCGGAACGCUCUGCUGAAAGCCGCUCCCUACAGCAGCUGCUGCCGGAGGACAGGGGCGGAGGGAAGCAGCUCACGGGCUUGCGUGACCCGGACGGGACCGAGUGCCACCCUGCCCCUCUUCGCCCUCCCAGACACACCAAAGGUGGCUCUGGCCCGAACGCAGCGGGGUGGCAAAGGAAAAGCCUCCUCAUCAGCCCUGAGCCGGCCCGAAGCCCUCAGCCCCGAGAGACGCCAGGCCCUGGAGCGAUACCUGCAGUUGCGGAGUGCCGGCUGGAUCCAGGACCGCUCUGGCAAGUGGGUGAAGGACGAAAACGCCGAAUUUGACUCCGACGAGGACGAGCCACCUGCGCUGCUGCCGGCCUGA